Scedosporium apiospermum is the source of this 1350-nucleotide messenger RNA. Its product is annotated as putative Lactonohydrolase. The transcript is spliced from 3 exons. The record is from RefSeq and is a predicted model, not a curated record. Lineage: Eukaryota; Fungi; Ascomycota; Sordariomycetes; Microascales; Microascaceae. Bases 1 to 1350 code for a protein of 449 amino acids.
AUGCGUGUCUCGUAUCAGAACAUUCUCAUUACUGUUACCGCGCUGUACUCUUCCGAGGGCGAUGGCCAGCCUGACCAACAAGCCCUCCUGGCCCCUCCGCCUCCGCCUCCUCCACAACGACCACCGCUGGCAGAGAAAUGUGGUCCGGACACGAGCAAAAUUGUGUGUAUCAACAACUACUCCGCCGUGCUCCCGGGCAACUUCUCCAGGGCGCCUCCGCCCGACUCCAUCAAUCCCUUAGACCAGGCGUCCUACGCGCAGACCGAGAUCCCUGGCGACGAUUCGUGGAACUUGGUCAAGGAAGCCGACUUCAUCGUCUUCGACCGAAAGCGCGGACUAGAGAUCCUUGGUAACAGACCCACCUCCGAAUUCAAGUAUGGGAUUGUGAACUUGUUUCAUGACGCCACUGUCUAUGACCCGUACACCAAUGAGGUCUACUUCUCCCAGCUUUCGGGGGGUGAACUCUCCCAGAAAGUGAUUGACCUUGGAAACGAAGCGGAGGGAGUCCGUAGAAAGGAAGCCAAUCCACCACUCUAUUCGCCCGUCGGUGGGAUAUACAGAAACGGACUCUUCUACUUUUGCGUUGGAGGCUCUAGCGACGAGGUUCCGGGGCCUGAUGGUACAGUGGCACGGCCUGGUGUGUACACCCUCAAUGCUACGAGCGGCGAGUCCAAGGUCCUGCUCAAUAACUACUUUGGUUACUGGUUCAGCACUUGCAACGAUAUUGCCAUGGAUGGUGAGGGUAAUAUUUGGUUCACCGAUGAUGAUUACUCCUUCGGAAACGGCGUGAGCCCCCACCGGCCAGUUCUGGCCCCUGCCAUCUACAGGUUCAAUCCCCGAACAGGAUCCGUCCGCAUCGUAGACCAGCGCCUAAAGCAGCCCAACGGAAUCGCCUUCUCACCCGACUUCAAAACCCUGUACGUCGCCGACUCCGGCGCCGAGACGGUGCCGGAUCACCCUCCAGCCGUAGGCCAUGUCAUAUACAACCCGUAUAACGUGACGGACCCUCACGUCGUCUGGGCAUUUGACGUGAUUCAUGACGGCACGGCUCUGGGAAACGCUCGACCGUUUCAUCUGACGCACAAGAUGAAGUGGCUGCCGGACGGAGUCCGCGUUGCAGAUAAUGGCUAUGUCCUCGUCGGUGUCGGCGACGGCAUCGACGUUCUCGACCCGACGGGUGAGUUGAUCGUAAAAAUUCAGACAAACUUCACCGCCGUGGGAAAUACAUGGGCCGGCAAGGGCAGCAAGGACCUCUGGAUCACGGGUGUAGGCGGCGUGCAAAAGGUUCACAUCAACUUGCCUGGAGGAAGGGUGAACGGCUGGCCCGAGGAACUUCUCCGAGAGGAGUAA